AUGUCUGUCUCUACUAUACCGCAAGGUUUAAUAGUGAAAGCAGAACAAAUACCUUAUCCAAUGGAACUAUCAAGUUCCGAAAUAUAUAUUCAUUUGAGUUCUUUGAAUGAAUAUAAGACGGAUUUCAUUAAAGAUUUGAUAGAAAAAUCAAGAAAACAUAAACCAAUUACAAAACUGAUCAAUCAACAACCGAAUAUGCCACCACAAAUGACCAGACAUAAUUUGAUAACUUUUCUUUUCCAAUUAUCUACCGUGUGUAAUGUAACAGAUACAGUAUUCUCUCAUGCAGUAACCCUUUAUGAUAGAUACAGUUCUAAAAGAAUUGUUCUACCUGAACAAUCUAAACUUGUGGUAGCUACUUGUCUUUGGCUUUCGGCAAAGAAUCUAGGUGGAUGCGAUCAUAUUAUUAAUGAAUAUGUGAUUCCUACAGGUGGAAGAUUUUAUGGUCCUACUCCAAGGGCUAGAAUCCCAAAAAUUAAUGAAUUAAUAUAUUAUUGUGGAGGUAAAAAACAUUUUAAUAAAUCGAUGUUUUUACAAAUGGAAAGACAUAUAUUACAAACGUUAGAUUGGAAUAUUGUUACACCUACCUUGGCAGAUUUGGUAUUAAAUAUUGAUGAAAAUUGUCUGUUACAAUAUGAAUGGUAUAAGAGAGCUUUAUUACCAAAUAAAAACCAUUAUAAAAAUGAAUUAUAUCAGAUUGAUAAUAAAAUUGAACUGAUUGAUAUAAAAAUGUUCCUAAUAGAUCUUACUUCAUGGCAAUAUAAUUUAUUAGAUUAUGAAAUGAUUGAAGUAUCAAAUUCAAUUUUUAGAUUAUUAUCAAAAUUUUUGUCACAAGACUGUCCCAAUUUUAUUCAAUUACCUGAUGAUUUGAUACAGACAUUUUCUGAUAAUAUGGUUACGAUUGAUCAAAUUUUGAUUAAUGCUAUUUGCACUGUUCCUGUUUGUCUUUUCAACAAAUAUCCAAAAUCCACAUAUAUUCGUGGCUUUUGUAAAAAAGUUAAUAAUUAUCAAUUGGAAAAAUCUAUACGUUCUCAAGUGUCUCAUCCGGUUGUAUUGGGUAACAUGAGGGCUUCCACUACAGUUAAGAAAAAUACUAUCACAUUACAAAAGAUUAAAUCAGUUAAUUCUACAACAAGCUAUCCUUCACCCGCAUCGAUAGAUUAUUCAACUUUCAAUGAUAUUAAGUUGGAUGAUGACACAUCGAAUUACGAUACCUCGAAUGAUGACUACGAUAAUGAUGCCAAUGAAGAUGAAGAUGAAAAUGAUAUAUCGACAGAAAUUAGUGGUUCUAUAUCUCAUUCUCCUAUAAGUGUGUUUAGUGAUCAUGGACAUACCAGUAAGAUAUCGAUUCCGCUCUCAAGGGAAAACUCCAAACCUUGCCUAGUAUGA
Molecule: messenger RNA, 1389 nt
Organism: Maudiozyma barnettii
Lineage: Eukaryota; Fungi; Ascomycota; Saccharomycetes; Saccharomycetales; Saccharomycetaceae
Gene: CLN1
Product: cyclin CLN1
Exons: 1
Coding region: 1-1389 (462 amino acids)
Source: RefSeq, a predicted model, not a curated record